AUGGAUUCACAGAGUAUGCAUGAAAUGGUUCCAUUAGUUUUCUUAAAAGACGUCGAUAUUACUGUAAUGGCAAGUUUACCAGAUGAAUUAUCCUCUCUUCCAAGAAUACUGGAUGAUAUCUCACGAGUUUUACAACGUAAUUCCUCCAGUGGAUGCAUGGAUUAUGCGAAAACAAUGUGUUCUGUUAAUAAUCACAAUAAUUUAAACCAUAUAGGUUUCAAUGGUAUUCAAGAAAGUAGACAGUCAGGUUUUUCACCCUCUUUAUUGGGUAAUGAUGGUUUUACUGAUGAUGACAAAGGUCACCAGUCGAUUAGUUCACUUCAUGAUCAAUAUCCUCGUCAUCAUCAUCGACAUACACCGAAGUCUUUAUCACCACAUUACACAUUGCACUAUAAUCCAGGAUUUCAUAAUCCGUCUAUACCAGGCGUCAACAUCUUUAACUGGUCUACCUCGGACGUAUCAAAACCUAAUCUGAAUGACUACGACGAACCAUACAUAAGUCCUGAAAGUGACUGUGAAGCGAAUGAUGACUUCACUGUUUCAGAUCAUGAGAUAAAGAAGAAGAAGACACAAAUAACCGACAAAUUCACUUUUCAAUGUCAUUCUUCAUUGUCGAUUACAAAUGGCUCAGAAUCAAAGAGCAACUCAAGUUCAAAAGAGAGAAAAACGUAUGAUCAAAAAUCAAUCAGUUUAGAUAAAUUAAAUCAUUUAGAUGAUGAGCAUAUUUAUGAUACCGUACCGUCACCGUCUUCUUCAUCAUCAGUGUCAACUGAAGGACUGUCUUCUGUCAAUAAGUUGAACAGGCUGGAUAAAUUGUCUUCUCAGUCAAAUCAGAUACCCAAUAAUAACAAUAACAAUAAUGAUGAACUACUGACAUCCUCAAGACAUCAAUCAUUAAAUACUGAUAAAAUAAAUUCACUGCAAAUCAACAAUAGUGUAAUGUUAGAAUCAAAAUUCAAUGAACAAAUCUCAUCAUCAUCAUCAUCAUUAUCACCGACUUUAUCAGUAUCGUCGUCAUCAUCAUCAUUGUUGAUGAACAAGUUGACAUCUUCUGAAACUGUACAAUAUGAUGAAAUCAGUGAAUUUAGUACAACAAAAAGUAUCUCACCGAGAUUAUUCCCUAAACAAGUUACAACAGCAAAUGUUGUACUAACGAAACCAAAUAUUAUGUCUUCUUCAUCAGUUGAUUCAACCAAAAUAUCUAAGUUGACGACACAUUUUCGUCCAAGAAGUAGUAGUCGUGAAAACACGUUUGACAGGAAUGUAAACGGAUAUCACUUCUCAUUUGGAGUGGCAAAUACGGUCAAGGUGAACCCUUCACAUUGUUUUCCCAAUCAUUCAUCUAACAAGAUUGUUGGUAGUGUUGGCAAUGACAGUGUUAACUCAGUGUAUGAUACACAAAUGUAUAGAAGGAACGCAUCAACUGAACAAUUAAGCAGCCAUUCUUCGAAUUCAAACAGUAAUAUACAAGAACUUGAAGGCAGCUGUUCUCCUCAUCUAAACACGAAUAAUAAUAAUGAACAACCAUCCGAAUUAGCUAUAGAAGUAGCACGUCUACGUCAUGAAUUACUUCUCUCACGUAAAGAUGCUAUGCGUGCUGCUGAUCGUUUAAGUAAGCAAGAGACAGAAAUCUACCAACUUCGUCAAUUAUUGGAACAAUUAAGUGGUGUCAAUAGUAAUGAUAAUUCAUCAGUUAAUUUGAAAGCUCAAAACGCGAUUACUAGUCAACCAUCAGUUCAUUCUAAUGUAAAUUUGCAUACAAACCAACUGAACAACACGUAUACCAAUGGUAUUCGUUCAGCAGAUUCUAGAAAGCCAACUAUUGUCGGUGUUUCUAGUUGCCUACAGAAUUCAAUGAAUACAGACUCCAAAGUUGUAGAUACUGUAACUGCUACAUUCAAAGAAUUAGAUGAUGCUAUGGCAAGACUAGAAUUAGAGCAAACUGAACUGUUACGUGAACAAGCUCGAAUUCGUGCUCGAAUAGCUGCAACACACCGUGCACAGUCCAUUGUAAAUUCUACUUCACCUCCUUCAAAUAAAUCUACUUCUCGUCCAAAACACUUUGAAAUGUCUAUACCGAAAAUUUCAAUCAACUCUAGACAUCAUCAUGAAUUACGCAGUCCUGGUCACAUGGAUUACUCGAAUUCUCAGCGUAUUAUCCGUCAUAUGAAUAAAAUACACAGUGAAGUGAAAAAUAUACCGAAAUAA
This is a messenger RNA of Heterobilharzia americana, 2208 nucleotides long. The record is from the annotation of a GenBank genome assembly. NCBI's taxonomy places the organism in Eukaryota, Metazoa, Platyhelminthes, Trematoda, Strigeidida, Schistosomatidae.